CUUAGAGAGGGCUAUAAAGCACUGUUAAGCUGGUAUAUAAGUCUAAGUGCUACUGCUAUUACUACAAUUCCAGGGGAAUUUCCUGUUAAAAUGGUAUGAAGUCAGUAUGUUCCUCCUUGAUCUUUGAUGCCCCAACCUUACUCCCUUUAGGCAUGUAUGCAUCUUGGCCAGGGAAGGGGAACCCAGAUGCCAUUUCUGGACAAGAUAUUUGCCAAGGGCCAAGAGAAAUGACAGCAGGCUGCCUCAAAUACAGCAGACAGAUACACACAAAUCCAAAUGGGGCUUCCAGACACUUUAAACUACGGUACAACUUCCAGUAUCUCGCCUUGUCUGGAACUGUGCUAGGUGUUGACUUGCAAACCAUCUGGAAGGCACCAGGUGGCCUCGGGGUAUCUCCCAAAACCAAAUGAUGCACAGGUGUGAGGGUCGAUAAACAAGACCUGGGGGGAGGGAAAUCGCCUUCCCUCUGCCGCCUCCAUCUCUGUCACGUGGUUGUGAGGAGAGCCGCCUCCUGCCCCCUGCGCGGAGGCGCGUGCGGGGAGUCGGGAGCUGCUCCUUCGCGUCGCAGCCGCUCAGCUGCGGCCGGGGAGCUGAGCUCCCGCGUUUGGCCGCUCUUCCUCGCCCGCAAUAUGCCUCCGCUGCCUUCCGGCUGGUCGCCAUGCCUGGGAUUCGCGGGCGUCCGCCGGCCUCCUCGCUGCUGGGAUUGGCCGCCGUGUCGCUUUUCCUCCUCUUUUUGCUGAAGAGCCGCCCGGGCUCCGCAGCCGCCACCGGCGCCUUCACCAGACGGCCUCAGCAGCGGCAGCAGCAGCGAGCCGGGUUGUCGACACCCUCUUCCUCCAUGGCUGCUCCAGGACCUAUGUUUACCCUGAAAGUGCAAGUUAAUGAUAUAAUCAGUCAUCAAUAUCUACACCAAGCUGUUGUAGACGUCUUUGUCAACUAUACUAAAACAAAUUCUACUCUAACUGGAAAAAAUGGAGCAGUAUUGAUACAGGUUCCCUAUCAGCUAGGUCUGAGCUUAACCAUUGUUUCUUAUAAAGAUGGUUAUAUGUUAACAUCUUUACCUUGGAAAACUGGGAGAAUGCCAAUAUAUUCUUCUGUUACACUUUCAUUGUUCCCCCAAAGCCAGGCAAAUAUAUGGCUAUUUGAUGAUACAGUUUUAAUUACUGGGAAAUUAUCUGAUGCGAAAUCUCAGCCAAGUGUUCAGUUUCCAAAAUACCUAAUUAAACUUCCUGUGAACCACCAUAUCACUAAUGUAACAGCGUAUCUUACAGUGCCGCAACAGUUUUUAAAAGUGGAACAUUUUUUCUAUACAACAGGAAUUCUUUUAAAUAAAUCAGGUGUCAAAAGUAUUGAAUUGACUCCCCUUGCUGCAAUAUGCGUAAAGGUAUUUUCAGGUGGGAAAGAACUACAGGUGGAUGGCUCCAUUCAGCUCACCUUACCUCUUCUGCCUACAAGUGAGGUAAAAGCAGGGGAACCUAUCUCAGCCUGGACUUUUGAUAUGAAAACUGGUGCUUGGAUUAACCGUGGCUUGGGAAUGGUAAAGAACAUGGAUGAUCACUUAGUAUGGACAUAUACUGCUGCAAGUCUGGGAUAUUGGAUAGCAGCCCCAUUGCCCGGAACUAGAGAUUCCAUUAUUACAACGGUUACUAAAGAUAUCUCUGCCUACCACACAGUAUUCCUCACAGCGAUAUUAGGAGGCACCGUCACCAUCAUUGCUGGGUUCUUUGCACUUCUGCUUUGCUAUUGUGGGGAUAAAUGUGGUCGUCCAAAAAAGAGAAAGAAAAGUCCAACUAAACUAGACAUUUUAAAAAAAGACCAAACAACUUCAACAACUCACAUGAAUCAUAUCAGUGUAGCCAAAGGAUCUUUGAAGCCAGAGGACAAAUCUAGAUUAUAUUCACCCAAAGUAACAUCUUACAGCCCCCAGAGACAGGUUUCAGCUGAAGGUGAGGAGAGGAAAGCUCAAGACAAUUUUAAAGUUUACACAGAAGGUACUCCGUACCAAUUCUCUGGUAAAAAUCUCCAACAUAGGAGCUCACCUCAGCCCUUGGAAGUUAAAACAGAUUUGAGACACCUUCCGCCAGUGAAACACCUCAAGGGAAGUCUUCCCCCUUCCCAAAAUGCACAAGAGGAGAAUCAGUAUCUCCCAAUGACCGAGGAGAUUUAUGGGCUCUCUUCCCUCCCAGAACAACUUAUGCAUCUUUAUAGCCAGCCUGGUGCUAUGCUUCAAACAUCUGAGCUAUUUCACUCCCAAGAGCAAUUGCAUGCUGCAAAGUCAGCUACUUUACCAAGAAAAGGACAGUUAGUCUACACCCCUGUGAUGGAGAGUAUGAGUCAUGAAAAUUAUACCCAGACAUUGCCCAAAAUGCCAAUGCACGUUCUCUUGCAGGAACCAACUUCCAGAGAUGAAACAGUUGCUGUAGAUAGGCAACAAGGCUUGUCCCCUCAGACUGCCAACUGGGGCCGCUACACUAGUAGCUUGCUGGAGUCGGUUUCUGUCCCAGGAACGUUAAAUGAAGCUGUGGUGAUGACACCAUUUUCAUCAGAACUUCAGGGCAUUUCAGAGCAAACCUUAUUGGAGCUUUCCAAAGGAAAACAGUGUCCACAUCCAAGAGCAUGGUUUGUGUCGCUAGAUGGCAAACCAAUAGCUCAAGUGAGGCAUUCAUUCAUUGAUCUCAAGAAGGGCAGGAAGACUGAGAGCAAUGAUACUAGCUUAGACUCAGGUGUGGACAUGAAUGAGCAUAACCCAAGUCGAAAAUUGGAGAGGGAGAAAACCUUUAUUAAAAGCACGCAGCAAUCUAAGAUACUUUACCCAGAAGACUUGGAUCUGAGUACCAGUGAAUGUGGGACCAGGGUUUCAACCCCUGAGGAUCAAGCUGUGAAGCAUAUGCCAGAAGGAGGUAAUGACCCCAUCAUAAAGCAAGAGCUCCUGGAAGAGAUGCCGAGAAGAAAAAACAAGGCAAAAAAGCAUGAGGCCAGCCCUCCCCCUGGGAAGAAACAGGGAAGACCACGUCUAACUAAGACAGAAAGCAAAACAAAUAUCUGGAAAAAGAGAGAGGAGAGACCACUCAUUCCAAUAAAUUAACAUUACAGUGAUGUCUAUCUUCUGAUUGUUUCAUGUCCUGUAGACUGUACCUCCUCUGUCGUUUUAUUUGUAAAUUUGCACUGGUCAUUUUCAGUGGGGCAGUCAGAUUUAGGUGACAUUGCUUUUUUAAGACACAGAGCAGAUUACACCUUCAUAAGGAGUAUUGUUUUCUGAAAACCAGCUCAUCUUGCUUUCAACAGUUGUUAUAAUUUCAGGACUUUAGUAAAACUAUACCUGAAAAAUUAUUCUGUGGUGUAUCUGCAAGGACAUAUAUGCUUUCUCUAAAAGACACCAGUAUGGUAUCUCAUUUAGCUGCUUUGAAAUUAGACAACUGGCAAGGAAUAGGAUUUGUUGAUACCAAAUUGUGUUGGUUUAGGAAAAAAAGCAUACAUAGAUAGCAAGUGUGUGUUAUUUUUGCAACUAUAGUAUCUGAUAAUGGACAUCGUCAUAAUAUGGUUUGAUAUUGGGUAGUAUAGUAUUUUUCAUCUAAAUGCUGAUAGGAGAUCUUUUUAUUUCGUAUCUAACAUAACAUCCUGCCUCACCGUAAUUCCUAUGUAGCUCUUUCUGGUGGGGGAGGGAAAAUUAAGGACUUGUUAUCCAGAAGGUAUUUCCAGUGUGAAGACUUCUGCCAUUCCAAUUUGUAUUGAGCCAAAUUGUGCUCCAUUUUUAGGAUAGCUGGAUUUAUAUUAUUGUAACAAAGGCAAAGUUUGGCCCUUUAUGCUCACAAUGUGUGCCAUUGUAAACAUGGCCAAAAAGAUGCCUUUUUAGAUAUUUCCACCAGAAACAGCAUUCUGUACUAGCCUUAAAAAGACAAAAGAAAUGCGGUAUUAACUUGAUAAUGUGCCUCCCUUUUCAGCUAGCUUUCUCAUAAGUCAUAAAAGUCAAUUGUUGCUUAUGAACUGUUGAAAUCUGUUGGAAUUAAAUUUAGCCAUAUCUGUAAUUUGUUAAUGAAAAAAUGGGGAUGGUGGGACCUCUUCGUUAUACCCAAAUUUUCUAAUCUGAGAGUAAAUCUCUGAGGCAGACAAAAUAAAGGGGAACACCAUAGUUUCAUAGUAUGCAAAAUGGAAAAUUUUGGAAAGUUCCCUGGAGAAGGAUUCCAACAUGUAUAGAUAAGCCUUUCUUAAUGAAAGUUAUAUGGAUUUUGGAAUCUACAUGGAGACCUCUGAAAUAAACAUAUUAUAGCCCUAAAUAUAGUUACUUGGAAAUAGGUUCUGUUGAUUUCAGUGGAACUUGUUUCACAUAAAAGCAUCCACAAUUAAAAGCUAAAAAUGCAUACAUCUCUACCUGAAAUUACAAGACAUUUACAUUUGAUGAGUUAGGAGAUACUUUUAAGUAGAAGAAUUGGUGUAAAAAUGGGAGGUGAACAUAUUUGGGGAUGGAAGAAGGACUUAACAAAUAGGCAUUAGAAUGGCCAAAUGUUAAAUGGCACUAGCCAUUUCUGCAAAUAGGGCAAAAGUAAAAUUUCAUGCCUGACAAUUGUACAUUAUAUCUUUGUAAUAAACAUAACAAGUGUACUUUAUCAACUGACUUACCAUUCACUAGAAGUAUCUAACGUGUCCUAACUAGGUUGUGCACUAUAAACAUGUUCAGGGACUAUCAAUUGGGGCUUCUGUAUAUAUAUUGAACGGAAACUGGGAUUUGGCCUGUAGGGUAACAGCCAUCCUUAGGCAUAGAAUUCAUUGUAAGAGUUAAAACACUGAUUAUAUGAAGGAUUGUAUGAAAUAUAAAAGAAAGCACUCUAGAAGAAAGAAAUGUACACAAACACACAAAUGUUCAUUUGUUUUUUGAAUAAUAAACGUGUUGCUGAUAAUUCAUUUUUGGCUAAGAGAAAAAUAGAUAUCCCUAAGUGAAUUAUCUUGCUAGAGAAUCCUGUUAACCAAAGUAUUUUUCCAGCAUUUUGAUUUUUGCAAUCAGCUAGAAAAUCUAACGAUACUAAUUUUGUUAUCAGAAAGUUCCUCAAGUCAAAGUAAAAUUAAACACGCCAACUAGGGGCUUUUCUUACGUCCUUUUCCAUUCAUCAUCUCACCGUCAUUUGAGGACUGGCUCAUUUUUAUUGCAGUAAGGUUGUAGCCUUUGAAAUCAAGGUUGAAACGUUAGCCACCCUACUUUUUCAGUUCAAAACUCAUUUGUCUCCUUCAUAUCGAAAUAAAUACAAAAUCUGGAUAUCAGGAACUAUAGGUUCAUGGUGGACAGGUGGCACAGAAAUCAUGCUCCAACUUAUAGCAAGGCAAUGGUCUUUCUAAGCAUGAACAGAAAAUACCCUACCUUGCUAAAUAUCUAACAUUAAAUGUUAGAAGCUUCAGAUUUAUUAAUGGACAGAGAAUCACUUUUAAUUAUAUAUGAUCAUUAAUAAUAUUUCCAUAGAGCUCUUUUGUUCUGAAACAAUAUAGAGAAAUGAAUUAUAUAAUUAAUAAAAAGGCCUUCAUAAAUUUGUUACUAUGGUUGGGAGGAUAGUAACAUUUUAAUCAAAAUCAAAGAUUUGCCCAAACAAAAAUGGAGUAGUUCUGAAUGGCACAACUUUUAUUGAAAGAUUAUAGUAUGGAGCUGCACAAUUACCUAUGUUUUGGGUUUGCUUUUCUUAAAAAAAAAA
Molecule: messenger RNA, 5675 nt
Organism: Crotalus tigris (Tiger rattlesnake)
Lineage: Eukaryota; Metazoa; Chordata; Lepidosauria; Squamata; Viperidae
Gene: FAM171B
Product: family with sequence similarity 171 member B
Exons: 8
Coding region: 659-3085 (808 amino acids)
Source: RefSeq, a predicted model, not a curated record